CCCGUUUGUUCAGCUUUGCUUUAUUUAUUCAUCGCCUUCUCGUCAAUCAAUCCUUUGCCCUCUUUCGUUCUCCGCGCGAUCAUCGCUCUCUUCUUCUCUUCGAUUCGAUCUUGGUGGAGGCUGUGAAGGAUCCGUCGAAGAGUAGGAGAGUUUGUUCUCGGCCAUUAGAUCCAUCGAUCUCUCGCCAUGAAUCCUGAAUAUGACUAUUUGUUCAAACUUUUGCUGAUUGGAGAUUCUGGUGUUGGCAAGUCAUGCCUCCUGCUGAGAUUUGCUGAUGACUCGUAUCUUGAUAGUUACAUCAGCACAAUUGGAGUCGAUUUUAAAAUUCGUACUGUGGAACAGGAUGGGAAGACCAUUAAACUUCAAAUUUGGGAUACAGCUGGGCAAGAACGAUUCAGAACAAUAACCAGCAGCUACUACCGUGGUGCUCAUGGAAUCAUUGUUGUCUAUGAUGUGACUGAUCAGGAGAGUUUUAACAACGUCAAACAAUGGUUGAGCGAGAUUGACCGUUAUGCAAGUGAAAAUGUCAACAAACUUCUGGUUGGAAACAAAUGUGACCUGACAGCAAACAAAGUUGUGUCUUAUGAGACUGCUAAGGCUUUUGCGGAUGAAAUUGGAAUCCCAUUCAUGGAAACAAGUGCAAAGAAUGCAACUAAUGUGGAGCAGGCCUUCAUGGCAAUGGCUGCCUCAAUCAAGACCAGGAUGGCAAGCCAACCAGCUGCCAACAACGCAAGGCCCCCGACAGUCCAAAUCCGUGGGCAACCCGUGAACCAGAACUCAUCAUGCUGCUCUUCUUAAGCAGCCUUUUAACCGUGUGCUGGACAUGGCAUGUAAAACUUAGAUCUCCUUACUACUAAAGACUGCAUCUCAUCUGGAUUUGUUCAGGUUAUUUAUGUUAAUACUGCUGGGCUUUAUUUCUGAUUCUUUCUUGCUAUGCGCUCACAAGCCUGUACAAAAAUGGAAAUUAGUUAAUGUUAUCAUUCUGUAAUUUCUACUGCAACUUAUUAGCAUUUGUGGGUUGUUUCUUAAAGUAUGGUCAAACAGGAUGGAUGGAUGGAUGGAUAGAUGGACCAUCUUAAAUUUCAUUGCUUAUGCAACUGUGUAUUAAUUCU
Dioscorea cayenensis subsp. rotundata (Guinea yam) is the source of this 1112-nucleotide messenger RNA. RefSeq names its product GTP-binding protein YPTM2. The record is from RefSeq and is a predicted model, not a curated record. Lineage: Eukaryota; Viridiplantae; Streptophyta; Magnoliopsida; Dioscoreales; Dioscoreaceae. Gene Ontology annotation, molecular function: GTP binding; GTPase activity. Bases 187 to 798 code for a protein of 203 amino acids. The transcript is spliced from 8 exons.